This is a messenger RNA of Neltuma alba, 1777 nucleotides long. RefSeq names its product probable pectate lyase 12. Gene Ontology annotation, molecular function: pectate lyase activity. Bases 201 to 1622 code for a protein of 473 amino acids. NCBI's taxonomy places the organism in Eukaryota, Viridiplantae, Streptophyta, Magnoliopsida, Fabales, Fabaceae. The record is from RefSeq and is a predicted model, not a curated record. The transcript is spliced from 4 exons.
CUCUACUCCUGCUCACAUUUUCUCUCUCUCAUUGCCGCAUCUAACUUGCUCCAGUAGGGCAGUCUCAGUCUUUCGCUGCUCAUCAAUGCUUCUAAGAAAACACUAGCAACUCUUCUGGACCAGUAGCUGGCCAUGGAGGUUGGACUCUGAGAGAGUGACGCCAGUGAACUGCUGUCUCUUCUGCAUCUUCUUCAUCAACAAUGCUCCAACUAAACUGCAUUGUGUUAUUCUGCAUUCUGGUGUCAUUUUCGCCACUCGGCCGAGCAAUGCUGAACCUCACUCUUCCUGGCCAGCAUCCGGACCCAGAUUCUGUCGUUCGAGAAUUUCACAGGAAAGUGAAUGCUUCAAUAACGAGAAGGCAGAUGCUAGCAGAUUCGCAGAUACAAGACUCAUCGUGUUUAACAGGGAACCCAAUUGACGAUUGCUGGAAAUGCGACCCAGAUUGGCCCAACAACAGGCAGAGGUUAGCUGACUGCGCGAUUGGGUUCGGGCAGUACGCCAAGGGAGGUCAGGGCGGCGAGUUCUAUAUCGUCACUGACUCCUCUGACGACGACGCCGUCAACCCCAGACCUGGUACACUCAGAUACGGCGUGAUUCAGACGCAGCCACUGUGGAUAGUGUUCCCCAGUAAUAUGAUGAUUAAAUUGUCUCAGGAGCUCAUCUUCAACAGCUUCAAAACUAUCGAUGGCCGUGGUGCUGACGUUCACAUUGUGGGCGGUGGCUGCAUCACUCUCCAGUAUAUAAGCAAUGUCAUCAUUCACAACGUUCACAUCCACCAUUGUCGCCCCUCAGGGGAGGCUAACGUGCGAUCCAGCCCAGAUCACUAUGGGUGGCGAACAGAGUCGGACGGCGACGGGAUAUCGAUAUUCGGGUCGAAAGACAUAUGGAUCGACCACUGCACUCUGUCUCGGUGCAAGGACGGGUUGAUCGACGCCGUCAUGGGUUCGACGGGCAUCACCAUAUCCAACAACUACUUCUCUCAUCACAACGAGGUGAUGCUUCUCGGCCACAGCGACGACUACCAGCCCGACUCCGGGAUGCAGGUCACCAUCGCCUUCAACCACUUCGGCGAGCAGCUGGUCCAGAGAAUGCCUCGCUGCCGGAAGGGAUACAUCCACGUCGUCAACAACGACUACACUCACUGGGAGAUGUACGCAAUCGGAGGCAGCGGUAACCCCACGAUCAACAGCCAGGGGAAUCGGUACACAGCGCCAACGAAUCCGUUCGCGAAGGAGGUGACCAAGAGAGUGGACACGGAGGAAGGGAAGUGGAAGGGGUGGAACUGGAGAUCGGAAGGGGACAUAAUGGUGAAUGGAGCAUUCUUCGUGGCUUCCGGCGAAGGGGUGGAGGUCAAGUACGAGAAGGCCUACAGUGUAGAGCCUAGGUCCGCCGAUCACAUUGAUUUCCUCAUAAUGCACGCCGGCGUGCUCGGCGUUUCCAGGGAUAACAAUCUGGGGAUGUGGAGCAGGGGGCCGAACGGAGAGGGCGAUGAGAUAACAGAGUCAGGACCCGAAUACACUGACGAUAUGGCGGGGACGGCGAAGCUGACGGCGGAGGCGUAUUGGGUGGGUGUGAUAUGGUGUUUGAUAGCACUCUUGUGGGGGUGGUUAUGCGAAUUGUGAUAUUAAAGGGGGCCUUUUGAGUAGCAUUUUCUUAACAUUAGGAAGAGUGAAAGCAUUCAACUGUGAUGCUUCCUUCUUCUUCUUCUAUCAAUUGGAAUGAAAUUGAAAGACGCCUGCUCCUCUCUAACACUUCCCCGAUUUGGCAUCAUUAAGGC